Paramecium tetraurelia is the source of this 1314-nucleotide messenger RNA. RefSeq lists its product as uncharacterized. The transcript is spliced from 6 exons. NCBI's taxonomy places the organism in Eukaryota, Ciliophora, Oligohymenophorea, Peniculida, Parameciidae. The record is from RefSeq and is a predicted model, not a curated record.
AUGAUUUCUACUGAAAUCAAUUCAAACGAUUCUAUUGUUAGAUUUGAUUAAAUUGUCGGUUAACAGGGGGAUUAAGAAUAUAGAAGUCCUCAAGAUGUUGUAAUCGUAUAGGAUUAAAAUCAACCACAAAAUAGCUAAAUUCUUGAGAUUGGUCAGCAAAUUUUGGAUCCUGAGUAAUUGAAAUUAAAAGAGAAAGAAAGAAUGGAGAGGAUUAUUAAUAUUCCAAACACUAUCAAAAGGUCAUUGUCAACAAUUAAUGAAGUCCCUGAUCAAUCCAUAAGUAUUUCUCCUCCAGCAGUUCAUUAUAAUCGAAAAGAUUUUGAAGAUGAAAUGGAAGAAUAGCAUCAAAAAUAAGGUUCACAAGAAUUGAAUUAGUAACGAAAAUUAAAGAAAAGGUCUAAAAAGAAGAAGAAAAAGUAAUAACAAACCAGUGAUUUUCACUAGUAUUUUUCUAUCAAAGGAUUGGAAGACCCAAGGGUUGAUUGUAACUGGAAAUUACUCUUUAGUUACUUUACUUUAAUAAUAUUGAGUAAUAUCAUUUUACAAACUUUGGAGGUCAUUAGAUAUUCCUAAAGUAUUUGUAAAUUGGAAGGGUUGGAUAAUUUAUUUGUGUAUCUAAAUCAAUUGCUUUAUGUAUUUGGUAAAAUAGGUAUUCUUAGUUUGAAUUACUAAGAAUUUACAAAUACUUCAUCAACCAAACCUAAGAUACCAUUAUUAAAUAGCACCCUUUUUAGUUCUAUAUUUAUAGUUCUUUAAUUGCCAUUAUAUGUGUUUGAUUUCGUUUUGUGUUAAUCUCGUAGCGAUCUAUUUACACUAAACUAGAGUUUAUUCCUUUUAAAUUGUCUGGAUUGGUUCAUAAUAUCUGUUAUGAGUGUUAUAAUCCUUUUGCAUUCUAUUAUCAAGAUAACCUUAAAACCUAAAACUUGGAAAAAAUUAAAGUACUAAUCCAUUCAUAAAAAAUAGGAAAUUACUAUAAUUUUAUAGUUGUUAGUAACCUUCACUUAAUCAACUUCAACCUUUUUACCAGCCAUGAUUAUGGAGAACUUCUAUAUCUUUUUUUCAUUACUGACUAGUGUAUACUUAUCAAUAAGAAAAUUCUAUUUUCACAAAGACCCUUUUUUAAUUAGACAUGAAUUACUCAAUAAUGAACCUACUUGUGUGAAUUAAGAUGAAAAUUUUCACAAUUAAGAGAAGAGCGAAAAGCUUUUAUACAACUGUUCAUUCAAUAUAAAAAAAAGAAUCAAACACAGUCCACUCUCUUCAUUUUCUAGUAUCUAAUUGACAAAAACAAAUACUAUUUCAAGAAAAGAAUGA